AACACUCCAUUGUUUGAAUCGUGACAAAAUUUUUAAUUUCCUUGCCAUUUUUUGAUACAAAUAUUUAAUGAAAAUAUUUGAUGUCACUAAGCCAUUUGCUUCGUUCAAGAAAAGUCGACACGACGCCAAAAUGAGGCUCUUGAGUAUUGUGGUGGUUUUUUUCUGUGUCUUUGUGGCAUUCUGCAGUGCGAUCGAAAAUAAGACUGAUGUUACGACGCCAGAAGAUGCCAGAGCAUUUGUCGGAAGAAUGUUAGAGCAAGGAAGAACUUUGGUACAUAAUAACAUCAAACGAUUCAUGAUCCUUCUUCCCGUCAUCUUCUUUAAACUCGGAAUCGCCUUCACUAUGCUAGUCCUAGUCACUAUGGUUUCGGUAAACAACGGCUUCAUAGGCUUCCUUCUUCUUGUAGUAGGUCUGAGCAGCGUUCUUGCUAGGCUGCAAGAGGCCAGGAAACCACCGGUAGUACCGUACGUCAAUCCCUUACCUCUAUAUCACGCCAAGUACAUACAAGACUGGGAUAGAAAAGAUAGAGGAAUAGGGGAAAAAGAAACCACUCAGGUAUAUGGACACACUUAUGGACAACAGUAUAUCUAUCCACAAGUGAGUGGAUAUUAUCGGCAGAAUGGUUUAACUGCUUAGUGGAAGCUUCAGAACAAAAUCUGUUGAGUCACUGUAAUGUUUUAUGCCUUCUGUACGAUUUGUAUUAAUUUUUUCUUAAAUAAGUUAUGCUAAACUAUGUACUAGAUUUAUAUCAAAUUUCAUAAAUAUGUGAUAUUUUCAGAAUAAUUAUAAAUUCUAUAGAAGUGUAAUAAUUAUGAUGACAAUGAAUAUAUUUAUUAUUCAUAUUAAGAAAAAUAUUGGUAAUCCUGUGAGACAAAUGCCAAAAGUUAACAUUUCUUUCUAUGGUGUGUACCAACUCAAGUGUUAUUUCAGUGCCUCAACUUUAAAUUAAAAUUAUAAAUUAAUUGUUGUAAAUUAGACCAGUAAGGAUCUGCGAAAAAACGUCUAUUUUUGGAUGUGAGAGGUGGCAUUCGGAUUUUUGCAGAUAAAGUUAGGUGACACCUUCAGUAAUAAUAUAAUUGACUUAUGCUCCUUCUCAAAUAUGCCCGGAACAUUAAUAAAAAAAUUAAAAUAUUUAAAAAUUUCGAAAAACGUCGAUUUUUUUCUGCUUUCUUUGCUUAUAACUUUAAACGAUUAACGAUUCGUUUUGGAACAAAGUCGUAGAGAAAUAAAAUAAAGAUAAUUGAAUUUUGUAUGAUAUACGACUGGUAAAAAAUGUCUUAAGGUAUUACUUUUUCUGCAAUAUAGCAAUAAAUACAAAAUAAGGGGGCAAAAUAAGUCUGUUGUUAUUCAAUAUUUUUUAACCACUUUGGUGGCACUUAGUAAUUCGCUUAGGAAAUUCUUUGUAACAUACUUCAAUCGUGAACCAAAUUUCAUUAAAAUCGACCUAAUAAAUUUUGCAUAAUAAAUUUGCAAUCUAAAUGUUUUUAAAAAAGUUCAAAUUUUUUAAAAUCUUUCUGAACAAAAAGUAGAACAUUUAGAAGUUGGCUAAUUUUUUUACAUAUAAAGAGGUGCUCUAUCUAUCUAAUACACUUUACAGAAUUAAAAUCGGAUUAUUUAAGGGGCCCCAGCAAUGUUUUAAAUUUAUAAACAUUUUUUUGGCUUAUAAACAAAUAGCUUUGUUUAAUAAUAAAAAAAAUUAAUUUUUAGCAAUGCAAAUAAUUAAAACCGGUAUAAUUUGACUUAAACUUUCAAAUGCUGUCAGCAGAAUUGCUAUUUUAUUUUUUAAUCAAACGUUAUUCGAGUUCAAAAAUUGCAAUUUCUCGAUUUUUUGAAAGUUCCACCGCCUUUCUCGAAAACUACGAAAUCGUAGGUUUUGCAUCCUACGAAAAAAUUUGUAAGAACAUUUUUUGCUUAGAAAUACCCAAGAAAUACAAAAAAAUGUUUUAUUUUGCGAAAAAUCGAUUUUAUGUAAUUCCUCAAGUUCUUUGUUUAUAACAAUCUUAUCGACAUCCGGAUCAACUGUUACCCAAAAAAUUCGUGUUCUACGGGUCAAAAUACAUAAAAAACUUGAUUAAGUCCAUCUAAAUAAAGGAGCCCGAAGCACCCCCUCCUGGCCACAGCACUAAUUUGUUUAUAAGCCAAAAAAUUGUUUAUAACUUUAAAACAUUGCUGAGGCUGCUUAUAUAAUCCGAUUUCAAUUCUGUAAAGUGCAUUAGAUAGGUGGAGUACUUCUUUAUAUGUAAAAAAAUUGACAAAUCUUUGUAUAUUCUAGUUUUUGUUGUGCAAGAUUUUAAAAAAUUUUAAUUUUUUAAAAAAAGUUUAGAUUGCAAAAUUAUUAUGCAAAAUCUAGUAAGUCAAUUUUAAUAAAAUUUGGUGUACGGUUUUAGCACAUUACAAAAAUUUUCUAAGCGAAUUAGGAAGGUUCCAAGUGUAACCUAAGUGAUGGAAAAUCAUUGAAUAAGGACAGGCUUGUUUUGCCCCCUUAUUUUAUAGUUAUUGCUAUUUUGAAGCAAGGGUGAUAAAUUAAGACAUUUUUAAACAAUCGUAUCUGAUAGAAAAUUUAAUUAUCUUUGUUUUAUUCUCAUAGGAUUUUGUUCUAAAAUGAAUAGUUUUUAAGUUAUAAGCAAAAAAAUUAGAAAAAAAACGAAAUUUUUUGAAAUUUUUAAAUAUUUUUUUUAUUAAUGUUACCUCUCACAUCCACCUAAAAACAGAUCCUUACUAGUCUAAAUGUAUUUAUUUAUAUAUUUAUUUAUUCAUCUUUUCAUGAACUUCAUAAAUAUAAUGCCCAUUUUUAUUUGUACUGUAUUUGAAAAUAAAAUUUAUUUUUUGAUC
Molecule: messenger RNA, 2833 nt
Organism: Diabrotica virgifera virgifera (western corn rootworm)
Lineage: Eukaryota; Metazoa; Arthropoda; Insecta; Coleoptera; Chrysomelidae
Exons: 2
Coding region: 68-637 (189 amino acids)
Source: RefSeq, a predicted model, not a curated record